AUGUCAUUUGCCCCAAUGAAUUUGACGCCAUCCUUGACCGGCUGCUGUCCCGGACGCACUAAGUAUCCGCCCCCCAGCCUCACGACAAACCUUGCUGACAUGCAACCCAGUUGGCAAGGAUUGCCCUGCCCAGCGCCCCCGCCGCAAUCCAAGUCCCCCUACCCUGCAUGGGGCUUUAACGCAUUCAAUCACGUGAACCAAGCAGGCGCCGAUCUGGGUGACAAGCUCCUAGGCCUACGCAGCCCGUACUACUGA
Puccinia triticina is the source of this 255-nucleotide messenger RNA. RefSeq lists its product as uncharacterized. The record is from RefSeq and is a predicted model, not a curated record. The transcript has a single exon. The coding region runs from base 1 to 255 and encodes 84 amino acids. NCBI's taxonomy places the organism in Eukaryota, Fungi, Basidiomycota, Pucciniomycetes, Pucciniales, Pucciniaceae.